UCCUCUCACCCCUUUGUCCCCGGAAGUUACUUUACAGGAAGUUGUUGAUGUCACAGACGGAGUGAUGGCGCCGUUGGGUUGGUGACGAACUUACAAGGAGAGAGAGGUCGGCGCUGACGGCGGGGUUUGAAAUUGUGCUGAAGAAUGGAUGUAGUUAAUGCUCCACUGCCAUCAAGCAGCACGAUGCAAACAUCUAAUUUUGCUCAUGUAAUCUUUCAAAAUGUGGCAAAAAGUUACCUCCCUCAUGCUCCUCUUGAGUGCCAUUACACACUGACUCCAUACAUUAAGCCACAUCAAAAGGACUGGGUUGGCAUCUUUAAGGUUGGUUGGAGCACUGCUCGUGAUUACUAUACAUUUUUGUGGUCUCAAGUGCCAGAAAAUUAUGCAGAAGGAAUUUCUUUUAAUCGUGUUAUCGUUUUCCAAGGCUAUUACCUUCCAAAUGACGAUGGAGAAUUUUAUCAGUUUUGCUACGUAACACACAAGGGAGAAAUCAGAGGAGCAAGCACACCUUUUCAGUUCCGUGUGCCGUCUCCCACAGAUGAUCUGCUUACCAUGGAAGAUGACACCAACUCUGAUAUGCUGGUGGUGACAACAAAAACUAGCUUUCUUGAGCAAAGGAUUGAAGUGCUACUAAAGGAAAAAGAGGAGCUGUUGAAAACUAAAUCUGGACUUGAAGAAGAAACUGUCCAAUUAGGUGAGCGCCUGGAAAAAUUUGAAAAAGAAAUUCAUCAUGAGAAAGAAGUCUGUGACCAAAUAAAAAAGGAUUACAAGGAUCUCUUCCAGUGUUCAGAAGCUUCAAAAGUUGAGAAAGAAGACAUUGAGAAAAAGUAUAAAGAAGCUGCUGCAAAAAUUACUCAACUUGAAGAAGACAUAGUGACUGCUAAUGAGAAAGCCAUUGCAAAGGAAACUGAAUUAGACAGCAUAAAGCACAAACUGAGAAGACUAAUUGUUGAAAAAGAACAACUGGAAUUGCAGCUAAAGAAUGAAAAGGAUGAAAAAGAGCUAUACAAGGUUCAUGCAAAGAAUACAGAAAUUGAAAACACAAAGCUGGUUACUGAGAUGCAGUCUUUUAAAAACCUAGAUGCAAGUAAAGAGAACAUGCUGGCCCAUUUCAAGGAAGAAGUGGGAAGACUACAGCAAUGUUUGUCAGAAAAAGAAAAAUUGCAAAAGGAACUGUUAGUUAAUUCUUCUAACAUGGAUGAAGUAUCCAUUCUUCGUGAACGUCUACGCAGAGCUGAGGAACAUGUGCAAGCAAGUGAGCAGAAAAUUGCUUUGAUGGCUCAGGAGCUUGCUGAUACUUCCAACAUUCGUGACAAAACCAUGGGUGACCUGCACAGUGCACGAAUAAAAAUUGAUUUGCUAAAAGAGGAACUUGCUGAUACUGAGAAUAGAUAUAAGGCAGAGAUACAAGUGCUAAGAUCUGCAAUAUCAAAAAAAGAAAGGGGUUCUGCAGUGGUUGACAGUACAGUGGAGCAGGAGCUGCAUAAAGAAGUUGAAGAUCUAAAGCUUAGGUUGCAGAUGGCUGCUGAACAUUACAAAGAGAAAUACAAGGACUGUCAAAAACUGCAAAAGCAAGUUGUCAAACUCACAGAGCAGUUGGAAGAGAAGAAAAAUGAAACAUUCUCUAAGAAGCAGAAGCUAACUGAUAAUGGGACGAACACUGAAUCGCCUCCAGUGUCUGCAGCAGACUUUAUUCAAGAUUCUUCUCCAGUCAUGGCAGCUCCAUUCGACCAUACAUUUGAUCUCUUGGUGCAGACACAAAUAAGUAAAAUGAGUAAAGAAAUAACUGAGAAAACUGAGAAGUACAAGAAAUGCAAACAGAUGUUGGCUGAAGAGAAUGAAAGAAGUCAUGCAUUUGCUGAAGAACUGGCUUAUAUCCAGCAAAAAUUGAAUCAGCAGUUAAAAAUAAACAAUGACCUUAAACAAGAAGCUGCAGAGGAUAUUCAGUAUAAGGUUCUGCUUUCAGAGAAGGAACAGGAAGUAAAGGAACUUAAAGCAAAACUGGCAAUCAUUGACAAAGAAAAAGAAAUACUGGAAGAGCUGAAUAAGGAAUUUUCAAGGGAGGAAAGUAGGCAUGAUGGCGAAGAGCAAAAUUCACAAAGUUCAAAGCCUCAAGAUGCACAGCAGAUCUUACAAUAUCCAAACCCAUAUUCUUCGGAUCCUCCUAUUGUACCUGUGAAACACCCUGGAUUGCAGUUUGGAGACCCUUAUGCAGAGACUGGAAGAGAUGGAGCACUUUAUCUUGAUGAGAUCCAUAGAAUGCCGAGAGGGGUUCCCUCAUGGGGAUUGGAUAGUACUGUGGUCUGCAGCCAACCUUCUCGCAACUUCAGUAGACCAGAUGGACUUGAGGACCCUGAUGAGCUUAUUAAUGAUGAAGAUGAAAGUGGUUCACCAGCAGGUAUUUCUGAUCCUCCAGGAUUCCUGCUACAAGAACGAGGUGCUCACUUCUGCUUUAAUUCAAGCCUUGAUCUUCACAAGAAAUGUCCACUAUGUGAUGUAGUAUUUCCACCUAAUUAUGAUCAGAGCAAAUUUGAAGAGCAUGUUGAAAGUCAUUGGAAGGUGUGUCCCAUGUGCAAUGAACAAUUUCCACCAGACUGUGACCAGCAUGUAUUUGAAAAGCAUGUCAUGACACAUUUUCCUGAAAGUGUUCAGAGCUUUGAUUAAAUUACAAGGCCUAUUUAAUUUCCUUGAUCUGUAACUGAGGUUGCUUACAUUGGAUUUUAACCAUUUAGUUAGUACACUAUAUAUUGCUAUCACUGAAAGGCACCUUUAAUACUGGGCUAAAGUAGUAGUUUUGCUUUAUCCAAAAAAAUCUUUGAUCUCAUGUAUGCAAUGCAGCAUAAAACUGUUAUGUAAAAGCAUGACUAAUCAGUGCAAGGUUACUGAUGUGAAUAGUUGCAGUAGAAAACAGCAAAUUAUAUCUUAUUUGAACACUACUUGCAAUGCAUCGUUAUGCCAUGGAUAGUAAUCCUAAAAUUGAUUGUAGUUUAACGUCUAGAACAUUAAGCAAAAGCACAUUUCCUGCAUAUAAUCUAUUAUGGACCCUGAACUAUAUAGUGUUUCAUUCUUCAAAACCUGUGACUAUUUAUAGAUAUUUAGUAGAACAUUUGAAUUUGUUUUAACAAGUUUAAGCACAUCUGAAACCCUGAGUUUGAAAUUUUGAUCUCAUUCUAACUUCAUAAAAAUAUAAGAAAUGAAGAGUGUAUUUCUGGACAACAGUACCUGAAUAUAUAUUCUGUAAAACAUUAUGUUUCCACUAGAAUGUUAAAAAUGUUCUUCAUUGUGAACUUGAUAUUUAAUUUCCCUUCUCUGUAAAUGCCUACUGGUAUAUAUUUUCUGAAUAAUUUUGCUAUUAUGUUGGAUCAGAAUAUUUUAUUCCAGUUUUGUCUGUCACUGGCAAUGGUGUAUCCAGCUUUAAAUUGCAGUGGAACUUCUGUUUAUAAUAAAGACAGGUUCAGCUGUUGGCAAAAGUUUAA
Molecule: messenger RNA, 3476 nt
Organism: Carcharodon carcharias (great white shark)
Lineage: Eukaryota; Metazoa; Chordata; Chondrichthyes; Lamniformes; Lamnidae
Gene: tax1bp1b
Product: Tax1 (human T-cell leukemia virus type I) binding protein 1b
Exons: 18
Coding region: 145-2664 (839 amino acids)
Source: RefSeq, a predicted model, not a curated record